AUGGUGAAGCUGAAGUGGGGUAUGGAAUACAAAGGAUACCUGGUGUCUGUGGACAGCUACAUGAACAUGCAGGUAGGUGUGUGUGGACCAGACAGAUACAUACAGUAAAAUAUGUGAAAACAUCAAUGAUAUGCAUAAUUCACUACAGCAUGCUCUGGAGUCCCUCGUGUGUACACAGUUGCAUCUAGAGAGCGCUUGCCCAUCCGAAACUCUAGCUAGGCUGUAUGGCUCUGGUUGCAUCACUGUGGGCUAUUCAUUUAGUGUGAUUUAAAACCGAUGUACAGCAUUCAUAUCAAUCUAUAACAUCUAACAAUCUAUUGUCUCUGAUUUUAUAGUUGGCCAACACUGAAGAGUAUGUGGAUGGAGCAUUGGCUGGCCACCUAGGAGAAGUGCUCGUCAGGUAAGUUCAGUGGAAUACUAUUUUGUUUACUUGCACUUUGCAGAACUCAUGAUUACACACAUUAGCCUGGUCUCCGAUCUGUUUGUGCUAUCUUGCCAACUCCUAUGGUCAUGGAUUGGAGUGGUGAAGACAGCACAAACAGAUAUGGGAAUAGGCUACACGCAUUCAGGGCUUUCAGAAAGUAUUCACACCCCUUGACUUUUUCCACAUUUUGUUGUGUUACAGCCUGAAUUAAACAUUUAUUAAAUUGAGAUUGUGUCAUUGGCUUACACACAAUACCCCAUAAUGUCAAAUUGGAAUUAUGUUUGUAGACAUUUUUACAAAUUAAUUAAAAAUUAAAAGCUGAAAUGUCUUGAGUCAAUAAGUAUUCAACUUAUUUGUUAUGGCAAGCCUAAAUGAGUUCAGGAGUAAACAUUUGCUUAACAAGUCACAUAAUAAUAGUGUUUAACAUGGUUUUUGGAUGAGUACCUCAUCUCUGUACCCCACACAUACAAUUAUCUGUAAGGUCCCUCAGUCGAUUAGUGAAUUUCAACCACAGAGGUUUUCCAAUGCCUUGCAAAAAAGGGCACCUAUUGGUAGAUGGGUAAAAAUCAAAUAAAAAGCAGACAUUGAAUGUAUUUUUGAGCAUAGUGAAGUUAUUAAUUACACUUUGGGUGGUGUAUCCAUACACCCAGUCGCUACAAAGAUAAAGGUGUCCUUCCUUACUCAGUUGCCGGAGAGGAAGGAAACCGCUCAGGGAUUUCACCAUGAGGCCAAUGGUGACUAAAACUGUUACAGAGUUUAAAGGCUGUGAUGGGAGAAAACUGAGGAUGGAUCAACAACAUUGAAGUUACUCCACAAUACUAACCAAAAUGACAGAGUGAAAAGAAGGAAGCCUGUACAUAAUAAAACUAUUCCAAAACAUGUGUCCUGUUUGCAAUAAGGAACUGAAGUAAAAAUGUGACAAAUAAAUGUACUUAAUGUCCUGAAUACAAAGCCUUAUGUUUGGGGCAAAUCCAACACAACACAUUACUGAGUACCACUCUUCAUAUUUUUAAGCAUGGUGUUGGCUGCGUCAUGUUAUGGGUAUGCUUGUCAUUGACAAGGACUAGGGAGUUUUUUAGGCUAAAAUAUACGGAAUAGAGCCUAGCACAGGAAGAAUCCUAGAGGAAAACCUGGUUCAGUCUGCUUUCCAACAGAAACUGGGAGACCAAUUCACCUUUCAGCAGGACAAUAACCUAAAACACAAGGCCAAAUAUACACUGGAGUUGCUUACCAAGACGACAUUGAAUGUUCCUGGGUGGCCUAGUUACAGUUUUGACGUAAAUCGUCUUGAAAAUCUAUGGCAGGGUUCUUCAAUUCCGGUCCUGGAGGGCCGAAACACCUCUGUUUUUCAUCCUCUCCUUCUAACCAGGGGCUAAUUCAGACCUGGGACACCAGGUGAGUGCAAUUAACUAUCAGGUAGAAAUAAAAAACAGAAGUGUUUCGGCCCUCCAGGACCGGAAUUGAAGAACCCUGAUCUAUGGCAAGGCUUAAAAUGGCUGUCUAGCAAUGAUCAACAACCAACUUGACUGAGCUUGAAGAAUUUUAAAAAAUAUCCUGGUGGUGUGCGAAGCUCUUAGAGACUUACCCAGAAAGACUCACAGCUGUAAUCGCUGCCAAAGGUGAUUCUAACAUGCAUUGACUCCGGGGUGUGAAUACUUAUGUAAACGAGAUAUUUAAUUUAAAAUAAAUUAGCAAGAAAUUCUCAAAACAUGUUUUCACUUCGUCAUUAUGGUGUAUUAUGUGUAGAAUUCAGGCAGUAACACAACAUGUGGAAUAAGUCAAGGGGUAUGAAUACUUUCUGAUAGCACUGUAUCUCCCUUUAAUUGCAGAAUUAGCACAAUGUUUAAUCAUUUCCUUUCUGACAUACCAGUCCACACCGAGGUAACCGUACACUAUCUUUCGCUCCACACAGAUGCAACAAUGUCUUGUUCAUUAGAGGGGUAGAAGAAGAGGAAGAGGAUGGUGAAAUGAAAGAGGCUUGA
Messenger RNA from Coregonus sp. 'balchen', 2406 nucleotides. The record is from the annotation of a GenBank genome assembly. Lineage: Eukaryota; Metazoa; Chordata; Actinopteri; Salmoniformes; Salmonidae.